CGGAAAAGGUGGAGCCUCUGAGCUCAAACCCGGAAGCGAGGGAAAGGCUUCCAAGCCUAGAUUAGGAAACUAGGUUUCUGGGAAUCCGAGACCUGGAAGUCCGCCGCGUGCAUCCCGACACCCCUAGCGGGGGAUGCGGUGGUGGAGCGGGACUCGGAGCCGAAUGUAGCAGGGGCGGGGUUCCAGCGCGCUUGCCAGGCUAGCGGGAGGCGGAGCAGCCGGGACGCUGUGGCCUGGAUGUUCGGGCGCUGCGUUCGGACCCGCUGAUCCCCGGCUUCUCUGGGGAACCUAGUGUGGCCAAUGGAAUGUGGACAGUUCAGCGUUUCUGUUAUGAACAAAGAAUGAGUCGGUGUGCCCAGUGUCUCUAUUUGGCCAAAUGAAGAAUAGUGACUCUGUCGAUAUUCAACCAGCAUGCCUUGGACUCUACUGUGGGAAGACCCUAUUAUUUAAAAAUGGCUCAAGUGAAAUCUAUGGAGAAUGUGGGGUAUGCCCAAGAGGACAGAGGACCAAUGCACAGAAGUACUGCCAGCCUUGCACAGAGUCCCCAGAGCUUUACGACUGGCUCUAUCUGGGCUUUAUGGCUAUGCUUCCUCUUGUUCUGCAUUGGUUCUUCAUUGAAUGGUACUCGGGCAAAAAGAGCUCCAGUGCUCUUUUCCAGCACAUCACCGCGCUGUUUGAAUGCACCAUGGCAGCUAUCACCACCUUACUCGUGAGCGAUCCCGUGGGCGUCCUUUACAUCCGUUCAUGCCGUGUUCUGAUGCUUUCUGAUUGGUACACGAUGCUUUACAACCCAAGUCCAGAUUACGUCACCACGGUGCACUGCACUCACGAAGCAGUCUACCCACUGUACACCAUCGUGUUUGUUUAUUACGCGUUCUGCUUGGUGUUAAUGAUGCUUCUGCGGCCUCUCCUGGUGAAGAAGAUUGCAUGCGGACUGGGGAAGUCCGACCGCUUCAAAAGUAUUUACGCAGCUCUUUACUUCUUCCCCAUCCUGACGGUGCUGCAGGCGGUCGGUGGGGGCCUCUUAUAUUAUGCCUUCCCGUACAUCAUAUUAGUGUUAUCUCUGGUUACCCUGGCUGUGUACAUGUCUGCUUCUGAAAUAGAGAACUGCUAUGAUCUCCUGGUCAGGAAGAAAAGGCUCAUCGUUCUCGUCAGCCACUGGCUACUGCACGCCUAUGGCAUAGUCUCCAUCUCCAGAGUGGACAGGCUGGAGCACGACCUACCGCUUUUGGCUUUGGUACCUACGCCAGCUCUGUUUUACUUGUUUACUGCAAAAUUUACCGAACCAUCACGGAUACUCUCAGAAGGGGCCAAUGGACAUUGAAUAUACAAUGCCAAACCAAUAAUAAUAAUAAUAAUAAAAAAUCCCGAAAAGUAUUCUUAAUUAAAAAAAAGUAAAGAAGAAAUAAAAUGUAUUAAUAGCAUUCUUUCAGACAUGGGAAGAAGAUUGUCCAGAUACUAUAAUGCUUGUGCUUUAUCUUUUGGUUUAUCAGACCUUGUGGUUGCCCUUGGAGAUGACAAGGCCUCCUGUUCUGUGCUACACCUAUCUUAGCUAUCACACUGGAAGCCUGAACAGGCAGUUGUAAUUGCUCUUUGGAGCACGGCCAUGUUUGUGUAAACCUGUGCUAAUGGUGUCUCCCUGCUUUUUGUGAAGAACCUUUAACAAGUGUAUUCUGAACUCAUUUGCUGUGGCAUCAUUAUGCCUUCUGUUGUCUGUACACUUGGCUUUUUACCUACGAGGAAUUACAAAGGCAGAUGUGCUUGUGGAGUGUGAUGGCAAAAACAGAAACAAAGGAUGUCUUUGUCAAUGGCUAUUUAUUUUCACCAAUACAGUGUUUAGUAAUAUUACAAAAAUAAAGCAUAAUUUAUAUAA
Messenger RNA from Mus pahari (shrew mouse), 1873 nucleotides. RefSeq names its product JNK1/MAPK8 associated membrane protein (gene Jkamp). Lineage: Eukaryota; Metazoa; Chordata; Mammalia; Rodentia; Muridae. Gene Ontology annotation, cellular component: membrane. Bases 377 to 1324 code for a protein of 315 amino acids. Gene Ontology annotation, molecular function: ubiquitin protein ligase binding. The record is from RefSeq and is a predicted model, not a curated record. The transcript has 8 exons. Gene Ontology annotation, biological process: response to unfolded protein.